This is a messenger RNA of Trichoderma virens Gv29-8, 1233 nucleotides long. RefSeq lists its product as uncharacterized. NCBI's taxonomy places the organism in Eukaryota, Fungi, Ascomycota, Sordariomycetes, Hypocreales, Hypocreaceae. The transcript has 5 exons. Gene Ontology annotation, molecular function: FAD binding. The record is from RefSeq and is a predicted model, not a curated record. The coding region runs from base 1 to 1233 and encodes 410 amino acids.
AUGAGACUCGCAGAAUCGUCUACGGCCACUGCGCUGGCAGCGGCUGCUGCUGUAUCAGCAGCUUCAUAUGACACAUGCAGUGACUACUUCUCCCUACAGGAGUCGACCCUCGUGCCGGCCUGCAUCGUCCGGCCACGUUCCGCACAGGAUGUUAGCAAGGCGGUGACAAUCCUCACCACAUCACGGCUACCAGGGUGUCAGUUUGCUGUGAAAGGUGGCGGUCACACACCGGCCGGAGGCUUCGCCAACAUUCAGGGCGGCGUGACCAUCGACAUGACGAGCCUGAACGCGACAGUGCUGAGCGAGGAUAAGACCUCGGUAGCCGUCGGGGCAGGCGCUGUCUGGAACGAUGUAUACGGCUACUUGGACGGUUUCCAUCUUGCUGCCGCUGGUGGGAGGAACGGUCUCGUCGGAGUUGGUGGCCUGCUCCUGGGCGGUGGCAUCUCGCAUUUCUCGCCGCGUGUUGGAUGGGCGUGUGAUGGUGUUGUUGAGUACGAGGCUGGUGCCGUGUUCGACGCUUUCACCGGCAUCGCUGCCUCGCCAAACUUCGACCCUUACGUGUCCGUCCAGACGGGCCUGCUCUACGCCUCGGCAGCGAAGGCGUGGUCGUUAAGCAGCUCGGCCGUCUACACGAAGCCCGUGCUUCACCCGGAGGUAUUCAGCGGCCUCGAGGCCGUGCCAAGCAUCUCUAACACCUCCGAGAUCACGACCGUGGCUUCACUGGCUGCGGAGAAUCCCACUCCGCCACUGAACUGGCUUUUCGCCACGCUAACGUUCGGGACGUCGAGCGAGACCAUGCUAGACAUCUUCAAUACCCUAAACGGAUCGUUGUACAACUUCAAUCCUGCCGGUGGUGUCACAUGGAACUUUGCCUUCGAGCCCUUGCCAUCUGUGAUGCUUUCACAUGCCGCUGCCACCGGAGGGAACGUUCUCGGGUUAGAACCCGAGGAUGGCAAUAGUGUCAUCCUACUCUUCUCUGCCCUCUGGCCGAACUCGAGCUCUAACGAUUCUAUCUACCGGCAAGGCCGAGACACCUUUACGGCUAUCAAGGCGGUCGCUGAGCGAAAAGGGGUGCUGCGGAAGUUUGAGUAUCUGAACUAUGCAGGCCCGCACCAGUCACCGCUAGCUUCUUACGGGGCGAGUAGCCUGGACUUCCUCCGCCAGGUCAGCAAGAAGUAUGACCCUAUCGGAGUGUUUCAGUCCAAGGUGCCUGGUGGCUUCAAGUUGUGGUGA